Molecule: messenger RNA, 3394 nt
Organism: Sphaeramia orbicularis (orbiculate cardinalfish)
Lineage: Eukaryota; Metazoa; Chordata; Actinopteri; Kurtiformes; Apogonidae
Product: proprotein convertase subtilisin/kexin type 5-like
Exons: 17
Coding region: 1-3018 (1005 amino acids)
Source: RefSeq, a predicted model, not a curated record
AUGAGUAAACAUGGACAGUGCCACUUAUGUGACGCUACAUGUGAGCAGUGUUCGGGUCCAGAGAGAGAAGAGUGCACCAGAUGCCCUGCAACACGGUUCUUCGAUGAUGGACGCUGUGACAUCCGCUGCCAGAAGGGCCGAUACACUUUAGGGAAGCAGUGUCAUCUUUGUCACCACACUUGCCAGGAGUGCACCGACGCAGGACCUGACAACUGCACCAGCUGUGACAAAGAUAUGCUGGGGGUGUCGAGGUACCUGUUUGAGGGUCAGUGUCGCGAGGCCUGUCCAGAGGGGUUCUUCCAUUCGGCAUGGAAGCGGUGUGAGCCCUGCCCUGCCGACUGCCUCGUCUGUACGGCUGUAUUUCACUGCCUCCGCUGCAGUGCAGGACACAUGCUCAGAAAAGGCCAGUGCGUCCCGUUGGAGUGUAGCACAGGUGAAACUGCUGAUGCAGAGAAAAAGGACUGUCUCCCUUGUGACGAAGGCUGUAAGCAGUGUAAACACAGAGGCACACAUCAUGAGGACGGAACAGUUUGUCUAAAAUGUGAAGACAGUUACUACCAGUUAGAGUCAGACUGUUAUCAGUCGUGUCCAGAUCAGACGUACAGUGUUGAUGAAAAGAUGGUGUGCGCUCCAUGUGAAGACAAACACUGUGUGAACUGUGACGCCACCCAGUGUUACUUGUGUGAAGAGGGAUUCUACGUCUAUGAUGGAGUGUGUGUAGACCAUUGUAAGCAGGGUUUCUUUGUGGACGAGGAGAGCCAGGACUGUGAGCCUUGUCACCGUGCCUGUAAGACCUGCGGAGGACCACGAUUCGACGACUGUGACUCCUGCGAAGAGGGAUUCACCCUAAAGAAAGGGGAGUGUUUGGAGGCCAGACAGCUGGAGCUCUGCCCUGAGAAACACUUCAGAAACCGUAAGGGUGAAUGCAAGCUUUGUCACUCCACUUGUAAGACUUGUUCGGAUGCAGGAAAGGAGGACUGUCUCAGUUGUCACUCAGGUCACUUUCUGACUGCCCAACAGACCUGUGUGACUCGUUGUCGGCCUGGUACGUUUGCCAACAAGGCGUCGGGCCAGUGUGAUGACUGUUCCAGAGGGUGUGUUGUGUGCCAGGAUGCCCAGCACUGCCAAAAAUGUCGCAAAGGGCUUUACUUGCAGGACGACAAGUGUGUAACGAGCUGUCAGAGAGGGUUUCCUCAAGGUGUCGUAUGCCAGCCGUGUGUGCCGCAGUGUGCAUCCUGCCAGGGAAACGCCUCCCACUGCAUGAGCUGUGACGAACAGUACUUUCUAGUGGACCACUCCUGCAGGUCACAGUGUCCAGAAGGUUAUUACACCUCUGACAAAGAAUGCCAUUCCUGCCCUGAAGACUGUCUGGAGUGCACUGAGGACGGCCUGUGUCAGAAAUGUGCCGAUUAUUACUUCCUCCACAAGGAUAAGUGUGUAGAUGACUGUCCCAUUGGGUUCUUUCCCGAUGAGAUGCAACAGGAGUGUGUGCGCUGUCACAGAGAUUGUGCCUCAUGUGAUGGACCAGACGAUGAUGAUUGUGACGUGUGCAGCAACCCGAAAGCUGUACGGUACAAUGGAGAGUGUCUGGCUAACUGUCCCACCUGGACUUACUAUGACAAGUCUACCAACGAGUGCAGAGAUUGUGACAAGACGUGUCUGACUUGCUCAGACCAGGAGCCCUCAUCCUGCCUCACCUGUGGACAAAACAGGACUAAAGAUGCCAGUGGACACUGUGUUUGGUACAGUGAGUGCUCCCUGCGCUCCUACAUGGACCAGAAUGGAGAAUGCCAGACAUGUCCCAAGUCCUGCCACCGAUGCUUUGGCUCGGGUGAAGAUCACUGCCUCAGCUGUGAAGAGCCACGCUUUCUACUGAACAACACCUGUGUGCUGGAAUGUCCUGUGGGUUACUACGCUGAGGACAAGGAUGAGCGUGUGUGUGAGCGCUGUCACUUCAGCUGUAAAUCCUGUCGUGGUCGUCACAGCACAGAGUGUGUGGCCUGUAAACCUGGACUCUUCCAGCAGGGAAAAAGCUGUGUGGAAACCUGUUCAGAGAGUCACUUUGGAAACACCAGCACCUUGACCUGUGACCGCUGUGACCCCUCUUGUAAGAUGUGCUGGGGUCGGAGUAACAGGAACUGCCUAAAGUGUCGGGAAGAUUACUAUUACCUGAGGCAGAAGGCACAGUGUCUGCAGAGCUGCCCUGCAGGAUACUACCCCAACAGCCAGGAAAAAACCUGCCACAAGUGUCACAGCAGUUGCAAAACGUGUGACGGUAUGGGUGCUCUUUCCUGUCUGACCUGUUAUGAAGGGUAUACAUUUUCUGGAUACAAGAGUGGCAUCUGUAUUUCCCAGUGUUUUGUUGGCUUCUACGCUGUUUCACAGGAUUCCAAGUCUCAGAGCACUAAUCCAAUCUGUAAGCCAUGUGACCCGUCCUGCGUGGACUGUCUCGGACCCAGUAAGUGGAACUGCACAGUGUGUCCCGCCUCCCAGAUCCUGACCGAUGACGGCCGCUGCCUGAGCUGCUGUGGAAAUGAGACACUUCGUGAUGGUGAACUAUUACCCUGGCACUGCUGCAAGUGCCACAUCUCUGAAGAGGAGUGCUUCCUGGGGGAAAACUUUACACUGAGAGACGACUUUGAGGGACAGUUCAGCUCUGUCAGGGUCUUCGUCACCGUCUGUGUCCUCCUCAUCAUCUGUAUAGGCGCAGGCGUCUUCGUUUUCCUCAACACUCGCCUGAAAACCAUCAUCCCAAACAAAACCAAAGCAGGAGGCUACGUGAAACUGGGCGCCAACGGUGUCGCCGCCUCACAGCCUCCUGCCACCUCCUCCUCUUCAUUUGGGGAUUACAGUGACCGAAUCACUGCAUGUGAAGAUGAUGAGGAGGAGGAGGAUGAAGAGGAUGAUAUUGUGUACAUGGCACAAGAUGGGACAGUGUAUCGGAAGUUUAAAUAUGGGCUGUUGGAUGAUGAGGAGGUCGACCUGGAGUAUGACGAUGAGAGCUACUCCUACAGAUGAAACGGACAUGGACUGAAUCAGUUAUUUGCAAUGUUGAAAACUACUUGAAAGAGAGUGGGAUGAGCGGCGUUCAGCUGCAAAGACGUUGAAAUAAGACAGUACAUUCAGCAGGUGAAGAAGUUGGAACCAAGGACAGACUUAAACACAGCCUAAAACAUUCCACAAUCACAAAGCCAUUGGAAACCUACCAGCCACUUAUUAAUCAGUACAUUGAUGAGGAUAUCGUGUGUUAUUUGAUUUUGUUUGGAUUUCAUUUGUGCAAUAAAUUAGUUUCUGUGUUAGUAUAAGUAUAAACAUUCUGAUAAAUACCAUAAAUACUCAUCUGUGUUUGUUGCAUUUUAACCCUAAGACCUAAACAGCCGCACAAAAUAAAAGC